Messenger RNA from Hypoxylon fragiforme, 1019 nucleotides. Its product is annotated as Mog1p/PsbP-like protein. The coding region runs from base 318 to 926 and encodes 202 amino acids. Gene Ontology annotation, cellular component: nucleus. NCBI's taxonomy places the organism in Eukaryota, Fungi, Ascomycota, Sordariomycetes, Xylariales, Hypoxylaceae. The transcript has 3 exons. Gene Ontology annotation, biological process: protein import into nucleus. Gene Ontology annotation, molecular function: guanyl-nucleotide exchange factor activity; small GTPase binding. The record is from RefSeq and is a predicted model, not a curated record.
UGAAUGAAACGAAUGAAUGCGAUUGCUUGGUGUAAGGAAGUCCUGGGGAAGCAACGAUUGUGUAAGAAUAAAAGUAGUAGAACCUAGCAAAAGUUACAUCAUCGAGCGCCCCACCAAAUGUUCAAAGUCGCAAACCUGCAAAACAAUCGCCCGAUCCAACUUUAUUAGUUAAAUACAACUUCAGUCAUUCUAACGUUGGCCGUUUUGUGUGAAAUCUUGAGGAAUUACAGUCUUCUAUUUCUCUAACAGUAUCCGAAAAACAAAAACAAAAACAAAAAACAUCUUGUCUUCAACGUUACCUUAUCUACAAACAAGCCAUGGCCGAAUACAAGAGCACCCCGCUAUUUGGAGGGGCCCUCAUCGCGGAUCUCCCUGCUACCUUUGCCGAUGUGAGGUCCUUCUACGCUAGUACCAUAAGACAGGUCCCCGACAACCAAGAAGUCUACAUCGAUAAGGAUGGCUUCACCAGUAUCAUCUUCGAUAUCAUUGAGCGCGUCGGCGGCCCCGGAACUGGCCCCGAGAUCGAUGGCAAUGCUUUAACCAUACACCUGGAGGAGCUUGUCGCAGAUGACAUCGAACAUGUCAAGGUCUGGAACAGUACCCCAACUCAAUUCUCGAGACUAGAUGAUGACAUACCGGCAUACACCUUAAUAGCAACGCAUACCCCCAAAGCAGAUCCCGCGAACCCGGCUAGCAACAAGACUGACUUCACGGCCCUUCUCAUGACCCUGGUACGCCUUGAGCGCGAGAAGACGGAUAUCCUCAUUACCAUCAACGUACCCCAUAUCCGCGGCGAGUACGACGAGGUGGAAGUCGAUCUGCAGCUCGGUAAGCAGGGAAAGCUCAUCGGCGACGCCGUCGAUCACGCUUCCAAGAUCUGGGAGACCUUCAAAGUUAAGGAUUGGGGUCUAUUCAAUGAGGUCUGAGUGCUCCUGAAGCUUGGAUCACGGAGGAACAGUGCGCCGCUAGUGCGUUAAUGGGAUCAUAUACUUCUACAUAUCGCUACUUAAGAAUCUGGG